AUGUCGUGUUGGGCCGAAGCAACCGCAGUGGAGAAGAUUUCGUUCAAUGCAUACUCCUGCAUCCUCUCUGAUGAUUGGUGCAUAGGAAGUGUACCUAAUGGUGGCUACGUCACAGGAUGUAUACUAGAAGCCGUCAAGGCGCAUUUCGACACUGCUUUGGCGAAACAGAACCAGCCACAUACCAUAGCCUUGCACGUUGAGUUCCUGCGUAGGACGCAGGUUGGUCCAGCUACCUUCAAGAUAGAUGAUGUCAAGAUAGGUCGACAAACAUCCACUGUGCAUGUCAGUAUGGAACAGGAUGAUCGACUAGAAGUGAUCGCAUAUGCAACAAAUUCAAAUAUGGACAACGAGGUCGGCCUCACUUUUGACUCGCAAUAUCAGAUGUCGCCACCUGUUCCGCCUGUUGAUCUUGCAAAGCUGGCGCAAGACUCAGAUCCACUCUGGGAGCGUCAGCCUGAUAUGCCUUUUGCAAAGUUCAGAAAGGCAUCGACCAAAGUCAAUUUCCACUUCCCUCGACAAGGGCAGCCCACAUUGGCUAUAGCAGACGAGUGGCUGUGCUGGUCAGAUGGCAGCAACUUCACCAAUGCUUCGAUUGGAUUUGUCGCAGACAUGUUCCCGCAAUUAGCCGAAAAUUUCAGGCAGAAGGACAAAGGCCCGUUCUGGAGUCCCACACUGCUAUUGAAUCUGGACGUCAAGAAGUCGCUACCGCCUGGAGGAGUGAAGUGGUUGCAGAUCAGAGUAGAGGCGAAGAAGAUACAGAACGGAAGAAUGGAUCUUGAGGUGCACGUGCACGAUGCUCAAGGAGAUUUAAUAGCGCUCAGUCACCAUGUUACCCUCAUCAUGGACGCAUCAAGGAACACAGCUGCGAGGAGAAAGCCAGACACCAAGAUAUAG
Messenger RNA from Plenodomus lingam JN3, 894 nucleotides. NCBI's taxonomy places the organism in Eukaryota, Fungi, Ascomycota, Dothideomycetes, Pleosporales, Leptosphaeriaceae. The record is from RefSeq and is a predicted model, not a curated record.